UAAUCUUCUUUUCUCACUCACUUCUCUCUUUUCCCAUCACAUCAUGGCCCCCCUUGUCCUUCUCACGGGCGCCACCGGCCUAAUUGGCUUCCGCGUCCUUCAAGAGCUCCUUCUCAAGAGCGACUACAACAUCAGAAUCACCGUGCGCUCCGAGGCAAAAGCACAAACCAUCUUCUCCAACCCAGUAAUCCAGGAGCUCAAUCCCGGUGACCGACUGACCUCCAUCCUUGUCCCGGACAUCCUGGCGGAGCAUGCAUUCACGACCGCACUGCAAGAUGUGUCAUUCGUGAUCCACACGGGCGCUCCGCUGCCGGUGCCUGGAUUCGACCCUCUCACACAAGUCUGGAAGCCCACGGUGGAAGGCACCGCCAACCUGCUGAAGUCCGCCCUGAGCGUGCCCACCCUCACGCGGGUCGUGAUCACCUCGUCGAUCGUGGCCAACAUGGCUCCCAUGCCCGACCCCUUCGUCACCGUCAGCGCAGCCUCCCGCAUCACCCUGCCCGGGACCCCCGAGACUUUCUCCAACGUCUUUGAGGCCUACGUUCUCGCCAAGAUCACCGAGCUCAACGACACGGACGCGUUCGUCGAGCGCGAGCAACCGCCUUUCUCCGUGGCCACAGUGGCCCCCGGCUACGUCUACGGGCGCGACGAGCGCGUCCUCAGCGCCGAGGCGGCGGUCACCAAGGACAGUUCGCCUGGGAUCCUGUUGCGCAGCGUGAAGGGGAUCGACUGCCCCGUCCCCAUCCAUGGGGGCUACGUUCACAUCGAUGAUCUGGCGGAGUUGUAUCUGCGGGUGGUGCAGCGGCAGCCCGACGCGCAGACUCCAUCCAGUUUCGGGGCCUGCGCCUUGGUCGACUACGCGGACGUGUGGCGCGUCGCGGAGAAGGAGUACUCGGCCGCCGUGGCGGCUGGCGUUCUCACGCGGGCCACCCUACCGACGCUGCCGAUCGCGUACGAUUCCAGUGAGACGGAGAAAGCUUUGGGAAUGACGUUCCGGCCGUUUGAAGAUGCGGUCAAGGAUGUGGUCGACUUUUACUUGGAGAGGUUGGAGGCAGAGAAGGCUUCGAGCAGUUGA
This is a messenger RNA of Aspergillus japonicus CBS 114.51, 1075 nucleotides long. Its product is annotated as cinnamoyl-CoA reductase. NCBI's taxonomy places the organism in Eukaryota, Fungi, Ascomycota, Eurotiomycetes, Eurotiales, Aspergillaceae. The record is from RefSeq and is a predicted model, not a curated record. Gene Ontology annotation, molecular function: oxidoreductase activity, acting on the CH-OH group of donors, NAD or NADP as acceptor. The transcript has a single exon. Bases 44 to 1075 code for a protein of 343 amino acids.